Messenger RNA from Struthio camelus australis, 2415 nucleotides. The record is from RefSeq and is a predicted model, not a curated record. Lineage: Eukaryota; Metazoa; Chordata; Aves; Struthioniformes; Struthionidae.
CGUAAAAAAACACGCAUAGUGACACAGUGUCUACCAGUUGCAGCAAAGAACAUCUCUCACUUCUACUACAGCUUUAGCGUUGUUAAUUACUACAGCUGUGAGUUGUGCUUUGUUUUCAUUUUUCCCCAGAGCAGGCCUUUUCUUAUCUUUUCUCUCCUUCUCUUACUGAAGGCAUCCAACUAUAGAAAACCAGGCUUAAGUACAGCUCAGCGGAAGAAAAGUGGUUUGAAACCUGAACUUACAGAAGAGCAAAAGCAGGAGAUCAGAGAAGCUUUUGAUUUGUUUGAUACUGAUGGAUCUGGAAGCAUUGAUGUAAAAGAACUGAAGGUUGCAAUGCGUGCUUUAGGCUUUGAGCCGAAGAAGGAAGAAAUUAAGAAAAUGAUAGCAGAUAUUGACAAAGAAGGAAGUGGCACCAUUGACUUCGAAGACUUCUUGGCAAUGAUGACACAAAAAAUGAGUGAGAAGGAUUCAAAAGAAGAAAUACUGAAAGCUUUCAGAUUAUUUGAUGAUGAUGGCACAGGGAAGAUUUCAUUCAAAAACUUGAAGCGAGUUGCCAAGGAGCUGGGAGAAAAUUUAACAGAUGAAGAACUUCAGGAAAUGAUUGAUGAAGCUGAUCGAGAUGGAGACGGAGAAGUAAAUGAGCAAGAAUUUUUGAGAAUCAUGAAGAAAACUAGCUUAUAUUAGUGGUUGUUGCCUUGCUUUACAGCUGCUCCUAAAGGUGACCUGGAAAAGACUUAAAAACAGGACUGCUGUCUCUUACAUUUUCUAUGACAUGAAAAGAAAGCCUGAAAGGACAGAUUUUUGGUUCAUUCUUCCUUUCCAGAAAUUUUAAUUAGAGAAGUGGGGGGCUUCAAUACCCAGAAGUACUGUUGAAAUGAGAUAUUGCAGGAAUGAGGGGUAAGGAUGAACCUGCAAGACAGGGUCCUCCUUUCUGUUUUAAUGACAAUUUUGGUGAUUGUCAUUUUGGAUAGAGUACUGUGUUUUAACUAAAAGUCAUUUCACUUGAGACACAGUGAUUCCCGCUGCUUCUGGAAAAGGCCCGUUUUGACUUUCUUAAGGCUACCUAAUAAAGGAGGUCAGCUUAUAAUGUCUUCUAUAUAAUCUUAAGGAAUUAAGGUACAAGCACAGUAUUUUUAUUCCUUUUAAGUCUUCUGGGUCAUCUUUUGGUAUCUGCCACCUUAGUUUAUUUCCAUGAACAACUCUAAAAAUCAGUUGCAUAUUUGUAUUUUUUUCUGUAUGAAGCACUGCAUUCUCAGGGCAAGUUUUUUGGACCUGAUAGGAAACAAAUGCAGAUGACUAGAUAUAGUCCUUCAUUCAGAGCUGCUUGCCAUCUUUAGAUGUUCUUUUGUUAAACAAUUCCAUGAUCAUUUGAAACCUGGUUUAUUUGAAUCUAGUCUGCUGGGAUUAUCAACGUUUACUGUAUAACCAGGCAAUGUCUUGUACCAUUGUACUUAUUCCCAAGACAUUACAGAGUUGUUACUAUGUUAUUAUUUUAAGUACAUAAGGAAAGCUCAGUGCUAUGACUCUCUACGGUAAAUUCUGUCUUUGGUUAUUUACAGUCAAAUUACAGGGACAACUUCCAUCUGAAAUGGAAAAAAUGAUUUGUUACCUUGGACAGCUGGGAAACACUGAAUGUUUGUAGGUCCAUCCGAUUCAAAUUCAUUUCAUGCAUCACAGCUGUUGAGUUUUGGGGGGAGUAUUUUCCUUUUCUUGAGUAUUUUCUCACACGUACUGUCAACUGUGGACUUAGUGGACAGACACACUUCCUUCCGUAUUUUGGACCCCUGGUUCACGAUUAGACAGUUGGCUUCAAACUGCAGGGAAAGCGUACAGUCCUAAACUGUCUCUCUCUAGUAAGUUUAUUACUGCUGACGUUGAAAUGGCAACUAGGUCAGAAGAGGGUUCAGUGGGAUGGGGAGAGAAAGAACAGUAUUUCACCAAGAUCCUUCUCCAAACAGCUUCUGCUGCUUCCCAGGCCCUAAUGAGGUUUGUCUCUGUAAAACAGCAUAGAGGAAAGGAAGAGACCAGCUCCUUGAUUAGCAGCUUGUUACAGCUGUGUCAGCUCCUCAUGAGCUGCAAGGGCCCACCCAGCAGGGGGAGAAUUAGUCUCAGCAGCAGAAAGGAGACCUGCUCGUUUUGUAUCUGCUCAGUGUGAAGAUGCGGAGCUGGCACGUUCUGCUCAAGCCCUCCUCAUUUUGUCCCCUGAACUGCUCACUCUGAAUAGACCUUCUCUAAUUAGCACAGAAGUAGCUCAAACCCACAGGAGAACAGAGGUUGCAUAGUAUCCUGGGAAACUCGGAUCUGUGAAGCCCAUUAACAUCUUCAGUGCCAGUAGGUGUAGCCCACAAUACCGUAAGCUUUUUAAAAUGUGUAUUAACUUUGUAUAGUGUGAAAUAAAAUUGUUUUGCAAGUUUA